UCGCUACUUCAUCAUUUCACACUCCCACCCUCGCUCUAAAAGCUCGAGCACUAGCUAGCACACUACCGCCAUUAUCGUUACAAGGCAAGAGCGCAAGGCCUCACCGAGCGAGAUGUCGAUGGCGGGCGUGGCGGAGGAGCAGUACUACGGGGGCCCGCGCGGGGCGCCGCACGGGCUGCUGCUGGCGGUGGUGGUGGGGCUGGUGGUGGCGGGCCCGCUGUUCCUGGGCGACGGCGGCGAGGCCGUCACGGAGGCCAUCGCGGAGCUGCUCAGCCCCGUCGGCCUGCUCCUCCUCCCCGUCUCCCUGCUCCUCCUCAUCCGCCUCCUCUCCUCCGACCGCGGCGCCGCCGCCCUCUCCGACGCCUUCGCCUUCGGCGGCUCGCCCGACGCCGUGCACCGCGUCGGCGGCUCCCCCAUCGGCGUCGCGCUCAUGCUGCUACUCAUCCUCGCACUCCUCUACUACCGCUCCGCGCUCUUCGGAGGCGGCGGGGACGACGACGAGUAGUGCUGCUACUUGCUAGGCGGCCGCCGGAUGCCGGUGCCGGUGGGUAGGUAGAGUCGAUCGAUCGAUCUCUUCUCGGGGCUGGCUGGUGGGUUGUUCAGGCUUGCGGGGGGUGUGUUUUGGUAGUUUCGGGUUAGUGGAUGGACCUGGGUGUAAAAGUGCUCUGUAAAUUACUCCGUUUGGUUUGCUCCGCGUUUAAAGGCUGAAGCUUCUGCGCCA
This is a messenger RNA of Lolium perenne, 721 nucleotides long. RefSeq lists its product as uncharacterized. Lineage: Eukaryota; Viridiplantae; Streptophyta; Magnoliopsida; Poales; Poaceae. The record is from RefSeq and is a predicted model, not a curated record.